ACAAUGCCAUUUGGUGAGCUCUUAGAGCAGGUGGGCAGCACAGGGCGCUUCCAGGUCGUGCAUGUGACCCUCCUGUGUAUCCCUGUCCUGAUGAUGGCCAGCCACAACCUGCUGCAGAACUUUGUGGCCACGGUGCCGUCUCACUACUGCAAUGCCCACGCAAACCUCUCCCAGGCCCAGCUGAGCCUGGAGGAAUCGCUGCUGAUCACAGUACCGUUGGACGGGGAAGGGAGGCCGCAGCGGUGCCAGCGUUACGCUGCUCCACAGUGGCACCUCCUGGGCAAGAAUGGGACCUCCGGCUCGGGGGAUCUGGCAGAUGCUACAGAGAGUUUGGAUGCUGCCCUCCAGGAAUGCACAGAUGGGUGGUCCUAUAACAAUACUGUCAGGAGCUCCACAAUCAUAUCUGAGUGGCAUUUGGUGUGUGAUAUGCACUCAUUAAAACAAAUGGGACAAACCAUCUAUAUGGGAGGUGUGCUUGUGGGAGCUCUUCUGUUUGGAGGCCUUUCAGACAGAUAUGGUCGCCGUAUCCUCCUGCUCAUCUCUAACCUGCUGAUGGCAGUGUCAGGAACAUGUGCCGCUUUCUCCAGCUCCUUCUCCCUCUUCUGCGUGUUCCGCUUUGGUUGUGGCUUGGCUCUGUCUGGCCUGGGACUCAACACCUUCUCACUCAUUGUUGAGUGGAUUCCCACUCGCAUCCGGUCUGCGGUGGGGACAACUACCGGUUACUGUUACACGACAGGCCAGUUGAUCCUGGUUUUAAUAGCCUACUUCGUUCGGGAUUGGAGGUGGUUAACCCUGGCUAUAUCUUUGCCCUUCUAUGUCUUCUUCCUCAUUGCAUGGUGGUUUCAUGAAUCUUCAAGAUGGUUAGCCCUGAGUAACAAGACCGAGCACGCCCUCAAGAACCUCAAGAGUGUGGCCAGAUUUAACGGACGCCAUGAAGAGGCAGAAAAAUUAGACCUUAACAUGCUGCUUGAAUCCAUGAAGAAAGAGAUGUCCUGUACUCAGGGCUCCUACUCUCUCCUGGAUCUGUUCAACACACGCACCAUGAGGACAACGACACUCUGCCUCAGUGCUGUCUGGUUAUCAACCAGCUUUGCCUACUAUGGUCUUGCUAUGGAUCUGGACAAGUUUGGGGUGGACAUCUACUUAAUCCAAGUGAUUUUCGGUGCUGUUGACAUCCCCGCUAAAGUUGUCGUCAACGUGUCAAUGAGUAUAAUUGGGAGGCGUCGAUCCCAAUGUGGUGUUCUUGUCCUCGCUGGGAUCACCAUUUUACUUAACUUACUGGUCCCUUAUGAUAAACAGACGAUUCGCACCUGUCUGGCUGUUUUGGGCAAAGGUUGCCUCGCUGCAUCAUUCAACUGCUGUUACCUUUACUCUGGAGAACUGUUCCCAACAAUCAUUCGUCAGAACGGUAUGGGCUGGGUCUCCAUGAUGGCCCGAAUAGGAGCCAUGGUGGCGCCUAUGGUUCUCCUCACCAGGGACUACAUACCAUGGCUUCCAGGUUUAAUCUACGGAGGAGCUCCAAUCCUCAGUGGGCUGGCGGCAAUAUUUCUUCCCGAGACACUUGGCUCACCCCUUCCUGACACACUACAAGAUGUGGAGGAGAGGGGAUCUGGGAAAAGAUCCAAAAUGUCACCAAAGGAAACGAUAAUCUUGCAGGACAAGCAGGCGAAUCUCCUGAAGCAGAGUGCCUGA
Limanda limanda (common dab) is the source of this 1692-nucleotide messenger RNA. It is a transcript of the gene slc22a6l, whose product is annotated as solute carrier family 22 member 6, like. The transcript has 10 exons. The record is from RefSeq and is a predicted model, not a curated record. Bases 4 to 1692 code for a protein of 562 amino acids. Gene Ontology annotation, cellular component: membrane. Gene Ontology annotation, biological process: transmembrane transport. Gene Ontology annotation, molecular function: transmembrane transporter activity. NCBI's taxonomy places the organism in Eukaryota, Metazoa, Chordata, Actinopteri, Pleuronectiformes, Pleuronectidae.